AAAUGGAUUUUAUGGUUCAUGGUUCGCCAACACCAAGAAAUCAUGAGCGAGCUAUUCCAGGAAGUGCACGGAAUCGACCUGGGAAUGGAAGGCCGCCGAGUGCAAAACCAACAGUGAACAGGAAUCCCAUCACUGGAGAGGAGAAACCUAUAAGUAAACCAGAAGAUAAACCCCCCAGUAGACCAGACAGCAGGCCAGCAGGGGUACCUGCUUUGAAUCUGAAGGCUUUCCAGCAUGAAGAGUAUACAGUGUCCAAACCAGUAGAAAUGAUAGACUAUCCAGACACAGGGAGGUCUGGGAUAUCUACUAUAAGUUGGGGUACCCCUUGUUCAACAGCCAGAAAUAACAUUGACAGACCCUCCAGCAGAACAGCACAUAAGAGCAGCAAGAGUGUACGGCCUGAUAGUGUUCCUGGUCUGUACUUUGGAUACACUGAUGACAACAAACAGAAAGCAAAAGUACACAAAGAAAAACAGCCCACUGCCUGGGACAAGAACCCAUGUCCAGAUGACUUAUCUCCUCCUUCAGAACGAUAUAAAGAAAUGUACCAACAGUAUACUGAUGAUAUGAAGCAAUCCUAUAGAGCCAAGAACCAUUCUGUCACAGAGGAGGAUGUACACAAAGAAAUUGCAGCUGUGAAAAAAUCUCGUCCCAAAACUUAUGGGGAGAUUCGAGAUGAGGUGGAAAAAGAGAGCGCCAGAUACGAGGAACCGGAGGACAUACUGGACAAAAACUGGGCCGCGAGAAAAUCCUACGCCACUCAACAGAUGAUGAAAAUCAUGGAUGCCGAGGAAUUAAUAGAAUUUAACAAACAGCAGAAAUUAAUUGAAACUGUGAUGAUAGACCAACUAUCAAGGCCUGUUAUUAGUGACCCAGAACAGAAUAUACGAACACCGGUCCCUAAUGAUACCAGGCGAGCAAGGGGAAGUAAUCGAUAUCUUCACGACUCCAGAGUCAGAACCAGUGCCACUGCCACAGAAAAUUUAUUGUCAAAACGGGUCCGCUUUGGUGCUAGAAUUCUAACAAGAAAUGGGCAUGAUGCUUUGAGAGAGUUAACUGGUUUUUAUUUCCAUGUAGACAACACACUCACAAUAUAUGAAUUUAGACAAUUUGGUAAAAGUGCUAAAGCAUUGCCUUUAAUAAAGAGAGGGAAAUACAAGCACCUGACAGGAGGCAGAAAGAAUGAGCCGUAUACACUGUUUGAUAUAUACUCGGGAGCCAACCUGAUCAUUUCCACAGAGGGCCAGCACUCUCUACCAGACACAAUGAAGAAAGCUGACCAUGUUUACUUCAGAGUCACAGAUGUGGAUGAGGCAGCAAAACAGGAUCUCAUGGCUAAUGAUAUGCCAACCACCUACAGACAAGGUGUACAGAAAUCCAUUGAUUCAGACAUUCAGAAAGUGGUGGCUGCUGUCCAAGCUGAGGUUCGAGAGAAGAUAAGUAAGAGAGGGAUUAAGACCUACACAGGACUGGGGCGUUACUACAGGGAGAGAGACGAGAGGGGGGAUGGAGUUAUGUACAGGUUCCAGUUAGAGAAAGGACUGUUCACAUUCCACAUAGAUCUCGACCCAGAGUUACUGGAUGCCAUUUUUGAAGCGUUAGAUGUAGACGAGACAGGAGAAUUAGACUACAGUCUGUACAUGAGGGAGGUCCUAGGACAGAUGAAUGAGUAUCGCAAGUCUAAAGUUCGAAAGGCUUUUAAGAAGUUAGAUUCCAGUAAGAGUGGUCGAGUCACAGUAAUGGACAUCAGGAAAUACUUUAACAGUAAAUUCCGCCCUCCUCCACAAGCAGCUGGAGUAGUCCCAGGGAUGAACCCGGUGCAGGCGUUCUUAGAGGCUGUUACUGCCUCCUCAAGACAGGAGAGUGUUUCCUACGUAGAGUUUGAGGAGUAUUACGAAGGACUCAGUCUGGCCAUCGAGAAAGACGAGGACUUUGUCAACGUUCUUCAUAAUACAUGGAAUGUCUGAAAUGCAGGACUGAAUUAGAAGAGAGGUGAUAGUAAAAUACCCCUAGGACAAAUAUUACCUGUAUUUGAUAACAGCCAGGGGUUUUGCAGAGGAGGUGAAAAAGUAUUUGUU
Molecule: messenger RNA, 2078 nt
Organism: Saccostrea cuccullata (small rock oyster)
Lineage: Eukaryota; Metazoa; Mollusca; Bivalvia; Ostreida; Ostreidae
Product: calcyphosin-2-like
Exons: 18
Coding region: 3-1967 (654 amino acids)
Molecular function (GO): calcium ion binding
Source: RefSeq, a predicted model, not a curated record